Messenger RNA from Durotheca rogersii, 1559 nucleotides. RefSeq lists its product as uncharacterized. Lineage: Eukaryota; Fungi; Ascomycota; Sordariomycetes; Xylariales; Xylariaceae. The transcript has 2 exons. Gene Ontology annotation, biological process: lipid metabolic process. Bases 154 to 1335 code for a protein of 393 amino acids. The record is from RefSeq and is a predicted model, not a curated record. Gene Ontology annotation, molecular function: phosphoric diester hydrolase activity.
CCCCGUUCCGACGACACUCGCGAUUGUGUUCUCGCAGUGAUUAGCGGAUCAAGCUAGUUUGCAACUUAGUCUGCCCAUCCCACUUCUCCACGUCGAUUCCGGACGCUUCUAGCCUGUAUCUACUCCGUACGUCGUAGAUAUAGCCGGCCAAACAUGGGGUUUUAUUCACGAUCCAGUAAAACUUUGCCUUCAUUCUGGUCCCCAAACCCUGGUCACGACUACGCCCCAAUCAACAAAGAUGAAGGUGGCGACGAUCCUACAGCAGCAAUAGAACCUGCCAGCCGUACGGUGUCUCAUACGCUACGAGAGCGACGCCGGUACAAUCUUCUUAGGCUUUCUAGUGGCUUGGGCUGGUCCAUAUUAUUCGUAUCCAUCCUCACAAACAUCUUUACCUUUGUCGGUCUGACACGAGCGUCGCCGGAAGACGACCCGGACGCGAUUUUCAGCAAUUGGGGGAAACCAGGCACAGGAACAGAAGAUUUGGCCUGGUACCCCACAGAUUUUCUCCGAGAUGUCGUGCCGAUACGGUGUCACUCACAUAAUGACUACUGGCGCAAGGUGCCUCUCUUUUCGGCCCUCCACGUCGGUUGCAUCAGCGUCGAAGCGGAUGUCUGGCUUUUCGACAAGAAGCCCGAACUCUUCGUUGGGCACGAUACGGCCUCCCUAACUCCGAAUCGCACCUUCGAGUCGCUUUACGUGAACCCUCUCGUCGAGCUAUUGAACGGGAGCAAUCCUCAGACAGAAUUUUACAACGAUACGCGCCGAGGCGUCUUCGAUUACGACCCGGAGCAAACAGUCGUCCUCCUAGUCGACUUGAAAACCGACGGGGCUAAGACGUGGCCGCGUGUCCUUAGUCAAUUAGAGCCUCUCAGAUCUAGGGGUUGGUUGACCUAUUUCGAAGAUGGGGUUGUCCAUCCAGGCCAAGUGACGGUUGUGGGCACGGGGAAUACCCCGUUUGAUCUCGUAGUGCAAAAUUCGACAUACCGAGACGCCUUCUUCGAUGCACCACUCGGAGACAUGUGGGAAGACCCUAGCAGUGCGAACCCGCCGUCCAUCAGAGAUGGCCCCGCACACGACGACAAAAACUCCUUCUACGCAAGCACGAGUCUGUUUGAAGCUGUCGGGAUUGUUUGGGGUAGUUUUAGCGAGAGACAACUCGGCAUAAUCCGAGGUCAGAUCAAGGGCGCUCACCGAAGAGGACUCAAAGCACGAUACUGGGACACGCCAAGUUGGCCAAUCAGUGUUAGGAAUGAGGUAUGGCGUACCUUAAUAAAGGAGGGCGCGGACAUCCUGAACGUGGACGACCUCAAAGCGGCGGCCGAGACGGAGUGGUGACGAUUCAAUUUCAUCCCUUGAUACCGUACAAGGUCGGUACAUGUGGGCUCUUGUCUGACAUUUUAAUCCUACCGCCGUCUAGCGAUCCCAUCGCGGGUUCGAUAUCGGUAUAAUGAUUAUUGCAAUAUCCACUUCUCUAGACUACUACCUAUAUAGUAUACUACCCGUUAUACUAGGCAUGUAUGGGGGUCGGGCCAUCUAGGGAUUUCAUACCUACACAAAGG